ACGGUGCGUCGUCUCAUUCCGCGCGUUAGUCUAGUACGGCACAAUUUACAGCAAAAUCCUGCUCAUAUUACGAUAAAGUGAGAUAUACUGUUGUCCGCAUUAUUUCGCAGUUUAUUUAGGUUUAGUGUAUGGUAGAUAUCAAAGCAAUCGCGUAAUAAACGCAGUCCUAGUUUUCUGGGCGUUUGAAAUCGGACACCGCUAUAACGUCUCCCCUCCGCGCGGAGGGAUACACUGUUGGGGCUGACAAUGUGGACGGUGCUAAAAUGUCUCCUCGGAAGAUGAGAUGUUACAUUUGUAGCGCUCAAAAGAAUUAGAAUAGAACUUUAGGCAGAGUUACAUUUGAGCGCAGUUACAUUGUAACAACUCUCGACGCCGACUGUUCGCGUUUCCCGGGAAAUAGGAGGCGUUUUGCACCGUGAUUAAGCGGGACCUGAGACGCGGAGGGGGGAAAUUUUGUCCCCCAACUUUUCUGUUUUUCCUCUCGGGCUGAAGCGCGUUUCUCUCCCGCUGGAUGCCGCGCGCGUGACGCGAGGAACGGAUCAUAAACCUGUUUGAGCUGAGAGCGAAAGAGAGAGACGUUGAGCGCGAGAAGCAGAUCAAGAACACACAGGACCAGGAUGGCGACGGUGGGGAACGACAUGGAGCUGAACGACCUGUUGGAUUUCAGUGUUAUGUUUCCUCAUCCGAUGUCGAACGGGAAGAACCGAGGCCCUACUUUACCCAGCAGUCAGUUUGGUUUAGAUGAAAGAAGUGGCUCCGGCUCUUGGGCUUCAGGAGAAGCGAACGGUCCCGCAUUUGGUGCACGGAUGUAUGGAGACGGUCCUCACUACCCUGAGCAUGACGGCAUGUACAACAUAGAGAUUGACGGGAAAUCUGAAAGAGGAUACCCCGUUACACAGCCGCAGCUCUUGCCCGCUGAUAUUAGCGGUGGCCUUUCUCCUCCGGGAAUGAAAGUCUCUUCUCAGUUCUACAGUACUCACCGCCGGAGGCUCGCCGACUCCAGCAUAGAUCCACUGCCCAAGAAGAUCCGGAAGGUUCCUUCUGGCCUGCCGUCGUCCGUGUCUUCGGUUUAUCCCGGUUCCACCGGAGAGGACUAUAACCAGGAUGGCACCGGAUACCCCGGAUCCAAAGCUGCAAACCUUUAUCCAGGCUCUUUCUGGCCGGAUGGGCUUCCGGAUCAUUGGGGACAGUCUGGUUAUCCUCCUGUCAUGAGUAACUCUCCUCACAUCGGUCAGCCGGCUCCGUUCUCCUCCAUAAACACACAGAAGCGGCAGCCUUUGCCCCUGUCGCCGCAGAACUACGAGGUUAACUUACCCACCAGCUUCCACCAGGCCUCGGCUGGAUACGGCGUUCCCAACCACACGCCACCCAUCAGCACCACGGAUGGCAUCAUGGCAGUCAGCAGAGCUGGAAACACAGGCAGCUCCGGCGCGGAGAUCGGGAAAGCUCUCGCUUCGAUAUAUCCCUCUGACAGUAACGGCAACAGCUUCUCCUCGAGUCCCUCCACUCCUGUGGGCUCUCCUUCAAAUGUUGCUGGUGGGUUUCCUGAAGGGUCAUGUCUUUGUAAACGGCUCUGUAGUGCCAUCUGCUGUGGGGUUGCACACGAGGCUGUAUUGACAUCUGUGUUUGUGUUUUCAGCUUCUGCAUCUCAGUGGCCCAAAGGCUCUUCUCAGCCUGCGCCGUCGCCCGGUUUUGAGCCCGGACUGCAGGCGCUGAAUAAGAUGGAUGACCGUCUGGGUGAAGCGCUGCAUGUGUUGAGGAAUCAUGCUGUGGGCGCAGACAUGCACAGUUUACUGAGCGGACAUCCGGCUGGUGCCGCGGCUCUGGGCUCCAUCAGCCAGGCCUUCGGGCUCAUCAGCCGUCUGCCGGGCCUGAUGUCAAAUCACAGUGAUGACGCCGCAGGUUUACCACAGUCCAGUGCUCUGCUGCAGGGACACCACGCCCCCCAUCAGGCUCCGCCCACUUCCCAGUCCGACGCCUUUACCAGUCUUUCUCUGCCUCGUUCCUCCAGCUCGGAAAUAAAGCGGGAAGAUAAGGAAGACGAUGAGAACCUGUCUAUUGGAGAUAAAUCAGAGGACGAGAAGAAAGACGGAAAAAGCCACACGCGAACGAGCAGCGUGUCGGAGGAGUGUCUGACGGUGGAGGAGAAGGAGCAGCGCGAGCGAGAGCGGCGCAUGGCCAAUAACGCUCGGGAGCGGGUUCGUGUGCGCGACAUUAACGAAGCCUUCAGGGAGCUCGGCCGCAUGGUGCAGCCGCACCUGAAGAGCGACAAGGCUCAGACUAAACUCAUCAUCCUCCAGCAGGCCGUGCAGGUCAUCCUGGGCCUGGAGAGACAGGUGCGAGGUAGGACCAACCCCUGUGAGCCGCCACCGUCCUGCCGAGAAACACCAGACACACCGCCGCUGCUGCUGCUGAGAGCCGCCGCCGCCUCUUUCCUCGCUUUGACUGCCGCUCGCUGUGUGUUUGUGUGAUGCUGAUCUGUGUGUGUCUGAUGCUGACCUUUAGCAUCUUUCUGCACACGUCCUGCCUCGCUUAACGUGAUUUACGCAAGUAGUGACAUUUGCUCACAUUAACAUUCUUAGCAAUCCUCAGUUACGGUUUGAGCUGAUUGAUUAUGAUUGGAUCAACCAAAUAUAUUAGGAUUAAUCUAAAAAAAA
This is a messenger RNA of Sinocyclocheilus rhinocerous, 2657 nucleotides long. It is a transcript of the gene tcf3a, whose product is annotated as transcription factor 3a. Gene Ontology annotation, biological process: regulation of transcription by RNA polymerase II. The record is from RefSeq and is a predicted model, not a curated record. The transcript has 17 exons. Gene Ontology annotation, cellular component: chromatin; transcription regulator complex. Gene Ontology annotation, molecular function: RNA polymerase II cis-regulatory region sequence-specific DNA binding; protein dimerization activity; DNA-binding transcription factor activity, RNA polymerase II-specific. Bases 618 to 2471 code for a protein of 617 amino acids. NCBI's taxonomy places the organism in Eukaryota, Metazoa, Chordata, Actinopteri, Cypriniformes, Cyprinidae.